UGAAAAUGCAACUUCCUGUUAAGACGCCUUUAGUGCAUAGCUGAAGGUGAGAUUGUUCCUGACAUCGCUCUGUCUGUCAAGCCAAGCGCAAGCUUGAGGACGCCAGGGCAGAAAACACACAGGAAACUGUGACGACUGAUUAGAUAAAACAAAAGAAAGAGACUUAUGGUGUCUUAGAAGAGGCCCUUUACACUCCAUUAUGGCAAAAGUCCCUGGACUAAUGUUCGUACUGCUGGUCCUGGCAGGAUUAGUGAUAUGCCAGACCCCUGUCAUCGCUCAACCUUCAGACACAACUCAGGAAACUAAAACAAGUCAGACUCCAGAUAUCCAAGGAGCUGGCAGUCCAGACCAAGAUAAAGUGUCAGGCUCACCCGCAAACACCAGCUCAACUAAACCAGAAACAAACCAAAACACGGAGACAAAAGUUACAGUCCCAAUCACAGUGUCAGGCUCACCCGCACUCACCUCCUCAACUCAACACCAAACAAACCCAACCACACAGACAGGAGGUGCAGUAAACACCAGUGUGUCAGGCUUACCCACACUCACCCCCUCAACUCAACACCAAACAAACGUAACUAUCAGUGACACAGAUGAGGGUGCUGGGAAGGAGAACCCAAACGCAGAUAUCCAAGGAGCUGGCAGUCCAGACCAAGAUAAAGUGUCAGGCUCACCCGCAAACACCAGCUCAACUAAACCAGAAACAAACCAAAACACGGAGACAAAAGAUAUCCAAGGAGCUGGCAGUCCAGACCAAGAUAAAGUGUCAGGCUCACCCGCAAACACCAGCUCAACUAAACCAGAAACAAACCAAAACACGGAGACAAAAGUUACAGUCCCAAUCACAGUGUCAGGCUCACCCGCACUCACCUCCUCAACUCAACACCAAACAAACCCAACCACACAGACAGGAGGUGCAGUAAACACCAGUGUGUCAGGCUUACCCACACUCACCCCCUCAACUCAACACCAAACAAACGUAACCACAAAGACAGGAGAUAUCCAAGGAGCUGGCAGUCCAGACCAAGAUAAAGUGUCAGGCUCACCCGCAAACACCAGCUCAACUAAACCAGAAACAAACCAAAACACGGAGACAAAAGUUACAGUCCCAAUCACAGUGUCAGGCUCACCCGCACUCACCUCCUCAACUCAACACCAAACAAACCCAACCACACAGACAGGAGGUGCAGUAAACACCAGUGUGUCAGGCUUACCCACACUCACCCCCUCAACUCAACACCAAACAAACACAACCAUACAGAAAGAAGGUGCAGUAAACACCAGUGUGUCAGGCUUACCCACACUCACCCCCUCAACUCAACACCAAACAAACGUAACCACAAAGACAGGAGUUACAGUCCCAAUCACAGUGUCAGGCUCACCCGCACUCACCUCCUCAACUCAACACCAAACAAACCCAACCACACAGACAGGAGGUGCAGUAAACACCAGUGUGUCAGGCUUACCCACACUCACCCCCUCAACUCAACACCAAACAAACACAACCAUACAGAAAGAAGGUGCAGUAAACACCAGUGUGUCAGGCUUACCCACACUCACCCCCUCAACUCAACACCAAACAAACGUAACCACAAAGACAGGAGUCGUUAUCACAGUGCCAGUCUCACCCGCAAGCACCAACUCAUCUCAACACCAAACAAACACAAACAUAACAACAGAAGGUACACUCCCAAGCACAUCAGGCUCACCCACAAGCACCAACUCAACUCAAAACCAAACUAACACAACCAUAAAUACAGAAGACAAUAGCACAACAAUCUUGCACUCAAGCACGCAACAACAACCAAUUUCAAGCACAGCCAUGGCUACAACAGCAGUCAGUAACACAUCAGACUUGCACUCAACCACGCAACAACCAAUUUCAAGCACAGCCAUGGCUACAACAGACAACCAAACCCAAAGCACCUCUGUCCCACUCACAUCCUCACCCACGGACACAACCUCACCCACACUCACGAACAACGCAACAACAGUGAAACCCUUACCGUGCAAAUACAACUACAGCUUCAACGAUGAAUGGAAAGUGGGAUUUAACAUAAAUGAUGUUAAAGGCAUUUACAACAUUACGCUGAACAACGUUAUGUUGGACAACACCAGAACAAUCCCAGUGCAACGUGAAAUGAAGAAAUACCAAAUAUCAUUUACAUCACUAAAGCCUUGCCAAAAAUAUGCUGUCAGUUUUACUCCCUCCUGUACUCCCAGUAAAGAAAAAUACAGUCAUCUGGAAACAAGAACAUUGGUUGACUCAGAUGUAAGUUUCACACUGAAGAAUGAUCAAGUGUGUUUCAAGACCGUGUGGAAUUUGACUUUUGAAAAAGAAUGUAUAACCGUCACUAAGGAUAACUCCUGCAGCAAUAGUAAACUGAACUUUAAAGAAGACGUCUGUAAUAAAACCUAUGUACCUUUCCAACUUCCCCCAGUAAAGCCUGUUUUUAAUAUUACAAACAAGUUCCCAAAUGAAUUUAAUUGGAUUAAUAAGCCUAAACAAUGCCCAAACAACCUCACAUACUCCUGCAAUGACACAAUCGUUAAAGCCUCAGAGUUGAAACCUUUUAUAGAUUAUACAUGCAAGGGGACAUAUAAUUUCGGAAACAGACCAAUCACUAGCAACCUCACGAAAGUUAAGAUUGAAUGCUAUAUUGGUAAUGUCACUAUUGUCGAAAAAACGGCAAGCAGCAUCAAGGCAAGAUGGGAUUUAAGCAGCACAAACUGCCCAAACAUUACCAAGGAUAUCACUUUGGAAGCGAGCUGCACCAAUAACACAUCCAAAAAAGUCAAAAUGAACUGUUCUGGGGACUACUGUGAAAUUAAGGAUUUGGAAGCCUUUACUACAUAUAACUGCACUUUUAAUGCAAAGUACAAUUAUAGAAAAUUCCUCACUGUUCCCAAAAUUGAGAGGACCUUAUCUACAAAACCCGAAUUAAAUUGCAAUUCACCUGAGCUUACUUCUCAUAAUUCGUACAAAAUUACAUGUAGUAUUAUAAGUUGGCACGGGGACAGGGGAGAAGUCAAAGCAGAGCUCUUCAUAGAUGGUCAAGGGAAGAACGUAAAGCAGGCAAUUUUGACUUUAACUGAAAGCAAAUAUUCAUAUGAAUUCAAAGACCUCUACUACUUAACACACUAUAAAGUGCAGGUCACUGCCAUAAAUGGUAACGGGAAUAAAACUGAGAGGGAGUUUGUGCAUUUUGAUACUAAAUACAAUGACAAAGCUGUUCUUGGAUUCCUGAGCUUUCUCAUUAUUGUCACGUCUAUCGCGCUCCUGUUUGUCCUGUACAAGAUCUACCUUUUAAAGAGGGAAAAGUCAAGCAGGAAUGAACAGGAAAUGGAUGACCUUCUUCCAUCAAAUGCGCUGCUUAGAGUGGAACCCAUAAAUGCUGAUGACCUGCUCGAUGCGUACAAGAAGAAGAGGGCUGAUGAAGGACGUCUGUUCAUGGAAGAAUUUCAGAGCAUUCCACGUAUUUUCUCCAAUUUCUCAGUCAGAGAGGCCAAAAAAUCAGAAAACCAUCCAAAGAAUCGCUACGUUGACAUUCUUCCCUAUGACUACAAUCGCGUCUGUCUCUCUCACGGAGGAACAGAUGACUACAUCAACGGCAGUUUCAUUGAGGGUUACAAGGAAACCAAUAAAUACAUCGCAGCCCAAGGACCCAAGGAAGAGACGAUAGGAGAUUUCUGGACGAUGAUCUGGGAGCAGAAGACUUCCAUUAUUGUCAUGGUAACCCGUUGUGAAGAAGGAAACAAGAACAAAUGUGCUCAGUAUUGGCCAUCGAUGGAGAGAGAAACAGAGAUUUUUGAUGAUUUGGUUGUGAAAAUCAAGGGAGAGGAAAAAUGCCCGGAUUACAUAAUCCGCCACCUGACCCUGAUGAACCGUAAAGAGAAGUCAGCAGAACGUGAAGUGACUCACAUCCAGUUCACAAGCUGGCCCGACCAUGGCGUCCCAUCUGAUCCCGGCCUGCUCCUUAAACUUCGCCGCAGGGUCAACUCCUUCAAAAACUUCUUCAGUGGACCGAUUGUCAUUCACUGCAGUGCCGGAGUUGGACGCACAGGGACCUAUAUCUGUAUCGAUGCCAUGAUUGAGAGUCUGGAGGCAGAAGGACGUGUGGACAUUUAUGGAUAUGUGGUCAAACUUCGCCGUCAAAGAUGCCUCAUGGUCCAAGUGGAGGCCCAGUAUGUGCUCAUCCACACGGCGCUGAUCGAAUACAGUCAGUUUGGCGAGACGGAAAUGGCGCUCUCGAGUUUCCACUCGGAGGUCAGCACACUCAGACAGAAGGAGGGAAGUGAACCGUCUUUAAUGGAGUUGGAGUUUCAGAAACUUCCAAAAUUCAAAACCUACAGGUCGGCCAACACGGCACGCACCGAGGAGAACAAGAACAAAAACCGCUCGUCUAUCAUUCCAUACGACUUUAACAGAGUCCCAAUUAAAGUGGACGAUGAAGUCAGCCAUGACAGUGAUGCUGACGAUGAGCAGGAUUAUUCCUCAGAUGAGGAAGAUGAAGUCCCCACCAAAUACAUCAACGCCUCCUAUUUGGAUGGAUACUGGAUGCCGAGUAGCUUCAUUGUGGCACAGGGACCCAUGGAGGAUACGGUUGCUGACUUUCUGCACAUGCUGUAUCAGAAGCAGGUUCAAACUGUCUUCAUGCUCUCGAAUUGCACUGAGAAUGACAAGGAGUUCUGCACCCAGUAUUGGCAUGAUGAGAAGAAAACAUUUGAGGAGAUGGUGGUGGAGGUUAAAGAGACUGAAAACACCCCUACAUACAUCAGACGGUGCCUAGAAAUACAGCACACCAAGAGGAAAGACAGCCACACACUGCAGCAGUACCAGUUCCUGAAAUGGGCGGGUCAGGAGCUUCCAGACAACCCUCUCGAUUUGGUUGACAUGAUGAGGAGUGUCAGACAGAGCGGUGACAACAACAACAAAAACAAGAAUUUGCCCAUUCUGGCACACUGCAAUGAUGGCUCCUCACGUUCUGGAAUAUUCUGCGCCUUGUGGAAGCUUCUGGACAGUGCGGACACAGAGAAACUGGUGGACAUCUUCCAGGUGGCCAAGGACAUGCGCAAGGCUCGCAUGGGCAUGCUCACCAGCUUUGAGCAGUACAAUUUCCUGUAUGCUGCCCUGGAGGUUGCGUAUCCGGUGCAGAACGGUGAGGUGAAGAAGCCCAGCGAAGCCCCUGCUGACACUGUGCAGGUUAUUAACGAAUCCACAGCACUGAUCAGUCCCAGCACAGGCACCGACACCGAAGAGAGUACCAAGGAAGGUACCGGCUCAGUAUCGCCUGAAGAGGGAGCCACUGAGGCCAGCACAGAGCCAGAGAAAAGCCUUAGUGAGAGCACCCCUAACGGUCCGACUGCUACAGCAGAGGCCGAAUCUGUUUAACUAUAAUUGCUCAUAGUGCCAUUUCUGCAGCUUGCUUUUUAUUCCACAAAAAAUACAUAAAUAAAUAAAUUAAUUAAUUAAAAAAUAUAAUAAUAAUAUUAAAAAAAAAAAAAAAAAAAACUAUUUAAGACUGCUUAUCUGGUCCCUGUAAAAACAUCCUAAUGCAACUUUACAUUUCAGAGAUUUGUUGUUUUUCCACUAUAACUCAGUAUAAUUGAAUUAACGAAGAUUUCUUUAAGAUGCUGAUUCCCAGUUGUGAGAAACAACAACCUCAUGUUUUCUUUUACUUUGCAGUGGUGUAGUUUAGCAUAACAUUUAGGCUGUAUUAACAUUAAGUCUGUAUUUAAUUCAAAAUAUACUGUUUUGUUAUGAACCAGUUUCUCAGAGUUUGCUUUAGUUGUUCCUUGUUUGACUUUAAACUGCAUUCAUGAAUGUAAUGUAAAUGGAAAGUUUGCUAAUGUUCACUGUAUAUCUAUAUAUAAUCUAGAGAUAUUUUGUUAACAGGUCUAAGUUAUAAAGUGGCGAAUGUAGAGUUAUGUCAUGCAAAGAUUUCUUUGCACUACAAUAGUGUCUUCAAACUAUCCGGUUGGUAUGAUUUUCAUUCGUAUAUUAUUGUUAUAUUGCAUUCAUAUAUCGAUGUUAUAUACAUAUGGUCUUGUUUCUUUUUUUUUUUUUUUUUAUUUCUGAAUAAAUUGAAUAAAGGAGUUAAACAUGUCGCUAUGUAACGAUCUUGCAUUGAAAAAUACCAUUUUAAACCAGCUCAGGACCGUUAGCAUGUAAGUACUGCUUAUGUGGGUUUGUAGGACACUCCAGAUGCAGAACCUCACAAUUUUGUUUCUCUUCAAAGAAAAGGAAAAACCCAGAAACAUUCAAUUUGGGCUGUGACAACAUCCUGUGCAGAUGUGAUCAAACACACAAAGUGUAUAGUGAAGAUUUUACUGUAACAAGUUGAUGGCUGUCAGUGUUUCGUCUUAUUUCAAUAACAAACUCAUUGUCGGUUCGUCUGUAUUAAUAGUACAUUCAUAAAUAAAGUGUCUACCUGUCAUGCAGUGGCACGGGGGACUUUUACCGAAA
Tachysurus fulvidraco (yellow catfish) is the source of this 6466-nucleotide messenger RNA. RefSeq names its product protein tyrosine phosphatase receptor type C (gene ptprc). The transcript has 53 exons. The coding region runs from base 200 to 5392 and encodes 1730 amino acids. The record is from RefSeq and is a predicted model, not a curated record. NCBI's taxonomy places the organism in Eukaryota, Metazoa, Chordata, Actinopteri, Siluriformes, Bagridae. Gene Ontology annotation, molecular function: protein tyrosine phosphatase activity; protein binding. Gene Ontology annotation, biological process: negative regulation of protein kinase activity; protein dephosphorylation; positive regulation of peptidyl-tyrosine phosphorylation.